Molecule: messenger RNA, 1710 nt
Organism: Talaromyces amestolkiae
Lineage: Eukaryota; Fungi; Ascomycota; Eurotiomycetes; Eurotiales; Trichocomaceae
Exons: 2
Coding region: 1-1710 (569 amino acids)
Biological process (GO): glucan catabolic process
Cellular component (GO): extracellular region; cell surface
Molecular function (GO): beta-glucosidase activity
Source: RefSeq, a predicted model, not a curated record
AUGGCGGCUAAGCUAUUCUCAUUCCUCGCCCUUGAGGCACUCUUGGGUCUAGCACGAGCAAGCCUUCAGUGUUCUGGACAGUUUGAGAAGGUCUCAGCUGGGGAAUGGGUCAAUCGUGCAAACCCGGGAUGGAAUCUGGGAAAUACCCUUGAUGCUUUGCCCACCGAGGGGAGUUGGGGAAACGUCGCUAACUUCUCGACAUUUGAUGACUUGGUUCAUGGAGGAUUCAAGGGACUCCGUCUACCCGUCAGCUGGGCUGAUCAUUUCAUCACGGGAGCACCGAGCUACACCGUGAAUGCUACCUGGUUGCAACGCGUUGAGGAUGUCGUAGACGCUGCACUGGAGCGUGGCCUUCACACCAUUGUCAAUGCGCACCACGAGUCGUGGUUUGAUCUUCCCGAUGCCAAUGGCAACUACACUGCUAUUGAACAGCAGUUCUACCAACUGUGGUAUCAAAUUGGAACCAAGCUAGGCUGCAAGUCUUCGUUGCUUGCCUUUGAACCCAUCAAUGAACCAUCGGCAAACACGGCGGAUCAGAUUGCAGAGUUGAACAAGAUCGAGGCUUUGUUCAUCCAGGCACUCGCCGACAGCGGUGGUUUCAAUGCGGACCGUGUUGUGACUCUGAUUGGACCAGGCGAAGGUCUCGAUAUACCCGGCAACCUCGUGUUGCCUACAAAUAUCACGAAUCCCUACGCUUUCCAGUUCCAUUACUACUCUCCCUACGAAUUCAUCUUCCAGGCAUGGGGAGAAACGCUGUGGGGAUCCGACUCGGAUAAAGCAGGCGUCGAUACUGAUUUCUCUGAAAUUCGAAACAAUUACACUGAUGUUCCUCUCCUGAUUGGCGAGUGGGAUGCUAAUCCAUCGACUGAGCGUGCAGCUCGUUGGAAGUACAUUGACUACCUGAUCCGUGACGCCCGCAAAUACAACAUCACUACAUUCAUGUGGGAUGCCGGCUCAGAUCUGCUCAACCGCACUUCCAAUACAUGGACUGACCCUGUCGCCCAUUCAAUCAUCAUCGAAGCUACAGCUGGAGUCAAUAACAGUCUUGCCGACAGCACCGAGGACGGUGGCGCUACUACACAGUGGUCGUCUGCCUACGUCUGGCACCAACUCGGAACACCAGUCGUUGACAUUACCAACCCUUAUAUCUUGAAUGGCAAUCAGCUAAAGAGCAUCAGUGGACCACACGGAAAUCUUGUCCACGGUCGAGACUAUGUUGUGAGCGGAGCCAAUGUGACGUACAAGGCCAGCUUCCUCUCGCAAUAUUUGUCCAGUAGCGCCACCGCUGCUCCCGGCGAGAAAGCCGUCCUGACCCUGAAUUUCUCACACGGCACAUUCCUCUACGCGACCCUUAUCGAGUGGGAUACACCAGUUCUCGCUACGACCGAAGUAUCUGCCGCUUCUGUGGGCAGCAAUGAUCUGUAUAUCCCUAUCACCUACAAAGGUUAUCCCCAGGUUGCUGCUGUUCAGGCGACACUCUCAGACGGCACGUAUCUGUUCGAUUCCUGGACCCAAUGGCUUGGACCACUUCAAAAAGGUCGAACGACCUCUGGUAGCCAAUUCAAUUGGGAUGCUAGCAGUGUGACCAUUCUGAACAGUGCCGUUCGAGCUGUGACCCAGGCUGGUAUCGAGGCUAAUUUCACCGUGGAAUUCUUCCCUCGACUCGGCAACCAGGGACCGAACGCAGUCAAUGUUACCAUCACGCCUUGA